Messenger RNA from Coniophora puteana RWD-64-598 SS2, 1386 nucleotides. RefSeq lists its product as uncharacterized. The record is from RefSeq and is a predicted model, not a curated record. Bases 172 to 1176 code for a protein of 334 amino acids. The transcript has 3 exons. NCBI's taxonomy places the organism in Eukaryota, Fungi, Basidiomycota, Agaricomycetes, Boletales, Coniophoraceae.
UCUUUUCGCACCUCUGUAGACAAGCAAACGCACGCACUUCCAUCUCCUCUACCUAAGUCGCCCUCACCAGCCACCAGCCCGUCCAUCAAUCCACAGACAGCCUCAUGUCCAAAAAGUCCAUCGAUAAUAAGGCUUGACAAUCUAUCCGUGGUCAGACAACGCCUUGCACAGAUGGAAGGCUCGUCUCCACAUGCACGGAGUGCGUCGAGGGAGCUAGAGACUAGGACCAACGCAUCCACAACUCCGAAGUCCACUCGGAUUAAGCGCGCCUUCCAGGAGAUCGACGAACUAGAGGAGAAGUAUAAUUCAGAGAAAGAGAGGUCCGAUGGUCUUCUAAAGAAGCCGGCGCUCCCUCCUUUAGUGAUUCCUGACUUCCGGUUGCAGUCCUCUCUCACUACUGUUCAGACGCUACGAGUUUCAUCACCAUCACUCAGCACAAGGGAGGAUAGCGCCGGUCCAGUAUCUGAUAGUGCAGCGAAGAUAAUCUCAGCACCGCGUCACUUUAGCCCUGAUAUGUCACUGAAAGUUGAGUUGUUGCAGAAGCUAAUGGAGCAGGCGUCCGACCAGCGGUACCAUCAAAGUCGCGGUAUUGUAGAGCUUGUCGGCCACUUGCGGGAAGAUGUCCAGAGCCUGCCCGAAGUUUUAGGGAAGUUAAUUGGUACGGUCGACGCUGGCGAUAGCAAUUCUUCUGUCCACCUCGUGGAGACUUUGCACGCAAUCGAAUCCCGCCUCAUCGAAACCCUGGCAAAUUCCGAGAAGGCCCAAAGUGUGACUGUGACCCAGCAAGCGGAUGAAACCAGGGCGAAGAUCGACUCGGUAAUGGCAGAUGUACUCCAGCGCUUAACCAUUCUCCAGGGAUUCGCCACACGAACCUCAGUCCAGGAUGCAGAUAACGGCAUGAUGACCAUGAAAGACCUUCCUGAGCCCCCUGCUGCGGGCGUUGACGCAAACAAUAUCACCGGAACUAACCACGAUGCUCGACAUGAUCUCACAGGGAUUCGGGACAAGUUAGACAACCUACUUGAGCUCGUCAAGACUAAAUGCACUGCGUCCGAGACAGAACGAGGUCAGGCAAGUGGUGCCCCUGAGGCGAUCUCGAGCGACAACCUCCCCGGCCCAUGCGGAGAACAGCGUAUAGCUCCAAGAAAUCCUGGAUCAUUUGAAGGAAGAGGGUGAACGAGCCAAAUACCAGGAAGAACAACAAUCUGAGAGCUUACGCUAUUUAAACGAGUUAAACUCGUGGCUCGACACAUUCGUCAACAAUGGGACUACUCAGAUCCAAUCUAUUGCAACAACCAUGCAGAGGUUAAGCGAGGAAUUGGGGUGUGAGAAUAUACAACCCAGUGAUGGUCAGGCCGAGGGACAAAAAGCAGGACUCUUGAUCAC